AUGAGUAAUUCAAUUGCAAGCGGCUCAUCGUCAUCGUCCCCAAACGCCUCCUCGACAUCUUCAAACGACGAAGAUGCGAUGAAAGAAAACCACGCCCCAGUCCACGUGGCAACUGGCGACGACGGUGAUGAAAACGGCGAAUUCACACCGGAACGAUCAGAAGAGCCCGAGGAGGAGCAAGAGGAGCAGGAUCAGCAAGACGACCUGCUACCUCGUCUAACCCGUCAAUCGGAAUCAACAGAAUCCUCCAGAGAACGCGACGCUGAUGACGAAGAAGACGUUGGUGAUGAAGAAGCAGAGAAUGAUAGAAUCCAUGACGAGGACGAUGAUUUCAUGAUGGAUACGAAUGAUGAAGUAGGAGAAGAAGAGGACGAUGUCGAUGACGAUGAUGAAGAGCGAAUGGAACGAAUUCCAGGACCAAAUCUAGAAGCCGUUGAGCAUAUUUUCCCAUUUAGUAAUCCCCUAUCGAAACGUGGCAACAACAUUCGUACAGGAGCGGAAUUUCAAACGGAUCUCCCGGAAAUCCAACCGGACUCUGAUAGGGAAAACGAGCAGAAUCGAGAAAUCUUGAUUUGGGAAAAUCCGAUCGAUGUGGAUGAUGAGCAAUUGGAGGAUUAUGUUAACGAAGCGGUGACCAGAUAUCACCUUUCUAUUGACAGGGCCCUCUACAUUCUAAUGAAGGAAAAGUUCGAUUUCGAGAAGGCGAUCAACGAAUGUGCCAGUCGUCGUACGUUUGGUGAUGACUGGAAACAACAGGAGAAGGAGCUCUUCACGACGUGUCUAUUCACUUUUGGAAAACAAUUCAAGAAGAUUCAGAAGGCGAUACCCCACCGCAACAUUUCGUCGAUCGUCCGCUAUUACUACGAUUCGAAAUACAUUGAGAACUACCGUAAGCACAUGCAUGUGCCAUGGAUCGAUGAGGAGGAUCAGUACGAUAAGCUGCUGGGCGAGAUCAACAAAAUGGAUUUUCACAUGUCCGGACUGUGUGAGAAUUGUUUCCAGCGGAGCACUGUGUUGAUUUUCAACUUGAUCAUGUCUCGUUACGAGUGUCAUUCGUGCAUCUUCUACUUCCGAAUCAUGCGUAAAUCUCGUCCGCAAAUCUCGCAUCGCGCCUAUUUGAAAUCCACACCCAACCAAAAAGUCAUCGCCAGAGAGUACAUGCGCGACUACCUUGUGGAUUACGAUAGACUCGCGGAGCCCAGCGAUGGAAAGGCUGCUGAACGCCUUGGAUUACAGGAUAUCAUGCCACAGGUCAACGAGGACGACGACGAGUGUUUGUUUGUUGAAACCGACAUUCUCGCGACGCCAUCUGAAUCCUACAAGGAGACGUCGCCAAUUGAAACCGACGAUUUUGAGGAUCCAAUCGAUGAGAACACAUGCCGAAUGACACGUGACUUCUCGAUGCCAGAAGUCGAGAAUCGAAUGAAGAAUGUCGGGAAACGAGCGGCCGGAUAUAUUCCGUUGAUUAGCCGAAAAAAACAAUCCAAGUGUAUGGAGGAGAACCAAGUAAUCUCGGAAUGUUCUCGAAUCCUACGCGCUCGAACCGACCACAUCUACAAAAGUAUUCGAACGAAAGAAGUGGAUGCAAUGCGAAAAUUCAUGGCUGAAAUGAAGGAGAAAACGAUGAAAUCGCAUCCCUGGGAAACCGAAACGACAAUGCCAGUGUCAACUGCAGUUGCGGCAUCUGGAGCCAGUCGAUCUGGCAAAGUGAGAUGUGAUGCGAAUUGGACCGAACAGGAGGUCAAGGAUGUUGUUAAAUAUUUCCACUGGUACCAUCGAGGAUACGCUCAAAUUUCCGACGUCCUGAUGUCCAAAACACCCCAACAAGUCAAGGAUUUCUAUUUGAAGCAUCAGGAGAAAAUUGAUGAGUCUGUCAAAAAGUAUGCUGAGGAGAUCCGCACUGCACACAAUCUGCCACCACAUUGA
This is a messenger RNA of Caenorhabditis briggsae, 1926 nucleotides long. The coding region runs from base 1 to 1926 and encodes 641 amino acids. The transcript has 12 exons. Gene Ontology annotation, cellular component: histone deacetylase complex; transcription regulator complex. Gene Ontology annotation, molecular function: sequence-specific DNA binding; transcription corepressor activity. Gene Ontology annotation, biological process: negative regulation of DNA-templated transcription; regulation of transcription by RNA polymerase II. NCBI's taxonomy places the organism in Eukaryota, Metazoa, Nematoda, Chromadorea, Rhabditida, Rhabditidae. The record is from RefSeq and is a predicted model, not a curated record.